This is a messenger RNA of Penicillium brasilianum, 333 nucleotides long. Lineage: Eukaryota; Fungi; Ascomycota; Eurotiomycetes; Eurotiales; Aspergillaceae. The record is from the annotation of a GenBank genome assembly.
AUGAAGGCCUUCAGCUUCUUGCCCCUUCUCGCCAUUGCCUCUUCUGUCCAAGCCUGGGACAUCUACUUCUAUGAAGGGACAGCCUGCAAGACUGCCAAGAACGUCGCUGCCUAUGGCGAUAGUAAGGCCAUGAGUUGCCAAAACCUUGGGGACGCCUCUAUCAAGUCCGUCAAGGCUGUCUUCAACGAUGACAAAUUUAAAAUUUUGGUUUAUUCUAAGGAAGAUUGCACCACCUCCGGUUAUUACAAUGAGCCUGCAACCAAACAAUGCGAGACGACUGGAGAGCUUUUUGCCUAUCCAUCGGAGGCCUUCAAGUCGUUCAAGGUCGGUUGA